CACCGGUAACUAGCCCGCGGGCCGGGGCCGGGGCGCGGCAUGGCCGGGCGCGGGGCCCGCUGUCGCCGGGGCGCCGGCUCCUGCUAGCCCGGGCGGAGGCGACCAUGGGCGGCGGCGGCCGGGCGCGAGGGACCCCCCUGGGCCUGCUGGCGGCCCUGCUGUGGGCGCCCCUCGCCGCGGGGGCGGCGGCCCUGGGGGCGGCGGAGAGGAGCCAGCUCAGGGACCAGGUCGUGGAGAUGUUUGACCACGCGUACGGCAGCUACAUGAAACACGCGUAUCCUGCAGAUGAGCUAAUGCCUUUGAGUUGUCGGGGCCGAGUGCGCGGGAUGGAGCCGAGUCGUGGGGAUGUUGACGACGCCCUUGGCAAGUUUUCCCUCACUCUAAUUGACACUUUGGAUACGCUUGUGGUCCUUAACAAGCUGGAUGAGUUUGAGGACGCUGUGCGGAAGGUGGUCCUGGACGUGCGGCUGGACAACGACGUGGUGGUCUCUGUCUUUGAAACCAACAUUCGUGUGCUGGGGGGCCUGCUGGGGGGUCACAUCAUGGCUGACAUGUUGAAGGCACAAGGUGUGCGGCUGCAGUGGUACAAGGACGAGCUCCUGCACCUGGCCCGAGAUUUAGGGUACCGUCUCUUGCCUGCUUUCAACACCACCAGCGGGCUGCCGUACCCCAGGGUGAACCUGAAGUAUGGGGUCCUGAGUCCGAACUCCCGGACAGGCACCGAGCUGGACACCUGCACGGCCUGCGCUGGCACCAUGAUUUUGGAGUUUGCUGCCCUCAGUCGCCUGACACAAGAGACUGUUUUCGAAGACACCGCUCGGAGAGCGCUGGAUGUUCUCUGGGAGAAGCGCCAGAAAGGGAACGACCUGGUGGGGACGGUCAUCAACAUUCAUAAUGGGGACUGGGUCCGGAGGGACAGCGGCGUUGGAGCCGGGAUAGACUCUUACUACGAAUACCUAAUGAAGGCGUAUAUCCUCCUGGGGGACGACACCUACCUGGAGAGGUUCAACGCUCAUUACGUGGCCAUAAUGAAAUACAUCAGCCAGCCUCCCCUCCUGCUCAACGUCCAUAUGCACAACCCCACAGUCAGUAUCCGGAGCUGGAUGGACUCCCUCUUGGCCUUCUUCCCUGGCCUCCAGGUGCUGAGGGGGGAUUUGAAGCCUGCCAUCGAGACGCACGAGAUGCUGUACCAGGUCACCAAGCAACACAAAUUCCUCCCGGAGGCGUUCACGUCCGACUUUGCCGUGUACUGGGCCCAGCAUCCUCUGCGGCCGGAGUUUGCCGAGAGUACUUACUUCCUGUACAAGGCUACCCGAGACCCCUACUACCUCCAGGUGGGCAAGUCCAUUGUAGAGAGCCUGAACGAGUAUGCCCGGGUGGCCUGCGGCUUUGCGGCGGUGCAGGAUGUACGGACGGGCCGACAUGAGGACAGGAUGGACUCCUUUUUCCUGGCCGAGAUGUUUAAGUACCUCUACUUGCUUUUCACAGAGAAGCGAGAUCUGCCUCUAGACAUUGACGAUUACAUCUUCACCACCGAGGCCCACCUGCUGCCCCUGUCGCUCUCCACCGCCCGGCCCCCCUGCCCCAGGAAUGUGACUAUGUUUCACAGGGGCCAUGGAGAGGAGGAGAUUUUUACCCGUUCUUGCCCCAGCGCACAGACUCUCUUCCCCAAUAACCCAACCUUCACCCGCUCCAUCCGGGAUGCCCACAAGCAGCUGCUGCAACCAGGAGCAGAGCGCCUGGCGCUCUUCAGGGGGAUUGAGUUCCCGCUCCAUGAUACCAGGAUGGAGCCCUUGGAGAUCUUGAAGAGAAUGGGACUGACCCUGCUCCCUCUGGGCGACCGGAGCGUGCAGCUGACUGGCAUCCGACACCAGCAAGAAGCUUCUCCCCUGGGGCUCUUCAGCCUGAAAUUCAUCACCGACCUGGUCGACCCACCUGCCGGAGAGCAGCAAGGCGUCUCCCCGCUGGCUGUCCAAGUUAUUUCUCCCCCCUUUUUUGGGAGAAUGGUACUCACCGCUGGACCAGCCCAGUUUGGAAUGGACCUGACCAAACAGGAACACGGGGUGAAAGGAAGCUUAGUGCUGAGUGAACCUUACCAGGCCUGUGCAGCGAUCACCAACCGGGAGGCGGUGCAAGGGAAAGUGGCUCUGGCCCAAAGAGGCGAAUGCAUGUUUGCUGCCAAAGCCAGGAACUUGCAGAAAGCAGGAGCUUUGGGGGUGAUUUUCAUCGACAAUGCUGAAGGCAGCUGCAGUGAGGAGAUGGUUCUGUUCCAGAUGGUGGGAGAUGGAAGCACUAGUGACAUAGUCAUCCCCCUUGUCUUCCUCUUCCAGAAGGAGGGGCAAGUCCUUUUAGAUGCACUGGCCCAACAUGGUAAUGUGGAUGUGCUUCUGGCCACUAAACCCAUGUUCCUAGGUGAAGAAAAAACAGACCAGCCCUUGUCUGCAAGUCAGUUGCACGAGGCAGCCACAGAGACCCACACCAGGACGGUGACAAGUGCUCCAGACCAAGCAUGAGUUGAAGUUGCUUCGCCUGCUGUCCAGGAGGCGAGUGGCCAGCUAGCAGCUAGAUGUCCUGACCCCUCCUGUGGAAGCUGCUCCAACAGCAUGGAAAAAGCAGAAGUGUUGCACUCCUACUGUUUACUGCAGAGCAUGAGUCACAGCUUGCAGGGUGGAAACCCAAUUGCCAAAAACCUCAGGAACUUUCAUGUUUGUAAUCUGGAGGAAGGGAAAGGUGGCAUUUAGCUGCUAGCCAGAGUGCGAGUGAGUCAUGACAGUAGCAUCUCUAUAUUAUUUAACACUUGUGCCAAACUUGUCAGUGAUGCUAAGGGCCAAUGUGAAGUAGAAAGCUGUUGCCCACUGUUGGUUUGUUAAUGUACAAGUGAAAGAGUUUCUGAGGUGAGUAUCAGCUGUAGCCCUUUCCUUGAUCUUACUGCAAACAAAGAGUUUGGGAUUUUGUACCAAAGAAGCUAAGACCAGCCCAGCUUUAACUUUUGCUAUCUGUGUCACUUUCACGGGCUAUGCUCUGCAGUCUCUCUGGUACUUUCUAGCUGAAGAUUUCCUACCUUUAAAUUCAAGUGUCAGAGGCUCACUAAACAGUAGGGAUUAAAUUGCCUGUGUGGCUUUUUAAAAGCCUAAUUGAAAUUUUACAGGCUUUUAGGACUUGAACCCAAAACUGUACGAAAGCAAGUAAGGGGGUACUUGGCCAGCUGGAAGACCUAAUCAUUAGGCUUGGCAAAUUGUUACAACUGAUCUAUAGUGCCUUUCUAGCUAGCAGCUGGUACUGACUAACAGGUGGAAGGAAGAGAGUGCAUCAAACUUUUGCCUGAAGGAGAAAACAGUGCACUCCCAUUGAAGUUCUGUGGUGCCCUUUAUACAAGUUUUUAUCACUAAACUCUCCCCUCCUAUCCCUUCUGGGAAGGGAGGCCUGAGAAUUCCAUUUUUGUACUGUAAUUUAAAGGCUAUUUGAGAACUUUUCUACGUCCUCUUAUUGCAGGGCACUGCUUGGUUAGGUGGUGGCUGAGAGAAGCAGUCUUCUCUCACUCUGGGCCUCUGAAAUCUGCACUUUACUUUCAGGAGCACAAGGGAGAAGUGAUGUUGUAAAGGAACUGGCCUCAGCAAAUUAAACAUCCCUCGUGUGGGCCCUUUCAAUAUAAUGUGUUGCCAACUGCUUUUGGUUUAGGGUUUGUGCAAAAAACAAGUCCUGUCUUACUAGGACUCUUCUAUGGGACAGCCUUCUUUAUGGGAAUGUGCUUGUGUUUUAAACGUACCACAAGCCCUGUGGUGAUUGCUGGUAACCAGAAAGGGAAACUGUUUAUUUCCACUGUUGAGUGAAGUGGGAAACUGGUGACUCCCCAGCCUCAGUGGUCAAGCACUCUUUAAAACAACGUUUAGCUCAGACAGCGCCCCAGCCAGGUUACUGCUCCUCUUGCCCAUUGCAAAGGAAGGGCUUGUACUGCUGUGUGAAACCAGACCACUGGGCUUUGGCAUAUAAUGGAGUGGGGAAAAUGAGGGUUUUUAAGUUCUCAUUGCAGAACAAGAAGCAGACCAGCAGGGUUAAGUCAAAUCUUUGUAUUGCAUACACAGAACUGGUGCUAGUUUCAUAAAAUGACCAGCAUAUGUCAUGUAGAGGUCAGGCUAAAAAUGCAAAUUAUACAAAUAAGAGGAGAGCAGUGAACCCUGCAGCCAGAGCACCUGGUCAAUGCUGAGUUUGGUGCAUCCAUUGCCAGCAAUGGAUGGCAUCACAUUUAAACAGUAAAGGACCUCACACUAGGAAUCAGAAUUUAACUGAGUACACAGCUUUGUCACAUUCCCUGGAACAGCUUUAGUUUCCCCUUGUACCUGCCAGUGGACAGUCCUAACUCUAGUUCUGCUGCCUAAGCCUCAACAGCAAUCCUUACGGGGGUGAAGCUGCACUCACUCCCCCAAUCACCAGCCCACAAAAAAACACACUGGGAUGAGGUUUAGUUAAUUCCUGCAAGCUGGCCCACACCCCCAGCAUCAUUUUAAAUGUGAUCUUUCACUCUGCUUCUAAGAGCAAAGCAAACCUGGUGUUUGGAAGAGAUUUGACUCACCAUGUAACUCUUCAUUGGAAUUGGACUCCAGGAAUGUGGCUGAAUUGUAAAACUGCUGCUGAUCCAGAUCAGCACCUCGAUCCUGUCCCAAGACAGCGAAUAGAAAUAGGGCUCUGCCUCAAGGUUGGCAGCAUCUGCUAGAAAACAUGCCCACAUCCGAGUGAACAGUUUUAAACAGUCUGAGUCUCAGCAGCACCUCCUGAUGCACCAGUUCAUUGUGCAGCAGAUUAUGGUAAGACACUUCUUGUCCGUCAGCAUGUCUCCCUUAAUGAAACAAUAUAUCUCUAUCAUACGGCUAGGAGCCUCCUGCUACAAACUUCAUCCCUUUUCUCUACACAGUGAAUUUUCUCCACUAACUACCCCUGAAAAAUUGGCAGCAGUUGCUGCUUCUUGUAAUGAUUUAAGGAGGGCAUCGUAAUGUAAACUGCCAUUAAAUAUGAUCCACGCUUGAUAGAG
This is a messenger RNA of Chelonia mydas (Green sea turtle), 5026 nucleotides long. Its product is annotated as ER degradation-enhancing alpha-mannosidase-like protein 3. The coding region runs from base 105 to 2513 and encodes 802 amino acids. NCBI's taxonomy places the organism in Eukaryota, Metazoa, Chordata, Testudines, Cheloniidae. Gene Ontology annotation, cellular component: membrane; endoplasmic reticulum. Gene Ontology annotation, biological process: mannose trimming involved in glycoprotein ERAD pathway; endoplasmic reticulum mannose trimming; carbohydrate metabolic process. The transcript is spliced from 20 exons. The record is from RefSeq and is a predicted model, not a curated record. Gene Ontology annotation, molecular function: mannosyl-oligosaccharide 1,2-alpha-mannosidase activity; calcium ion binding.